Molecule: messenger RNA, 1040 nt
Organism: Drosophila virilis
Lineage: Eukaryota; Metazoa; Arthropoda; Insecta; Diptera; Drosophilidae
Product: protein shisa-5
Source: RefSeq, a predicted model, not a curated record
CGACGACGAGGAGUUAAGAUUAGUAAUCAUUUUCCCAAUUUGAUAAGAUAACGCGUAUUAUACAGUUGAUUUAAUUAAAGCAACUCGCCGUGCUUUUGUGCGCUACGUUUUGUAAGCUUUGCACGUGUGUGAAUUACAGUACAGUGCGUCGAACACAAUCGUAACAACUGCAACAAGUGGAAGCUAACUAAUUAUUUAUUGAAAACAAUAUUUGCCAGAACCGCCUGUUGUGCUGACAAUAAGGCAUUAAACUGGAUAGCCUCGACGAUUUCGACGAUUGGGACGAUUUUGCAAUGGAUUUCUGGGGCAUUUUCAUGUUCUUCCUAUUGACGUUUCUCGUCAUGAGCUGCUGUGGCUACUGCUGCACGAGCAAACGUCGCGGCACAGUGCUCUCAACGCCCGUUGUGGUUACAUCGGCCACGCACACAGCGCCUGGCGGCUAUCCUGUUACACAGAUUCCGGCCACAACCUAUCAGCCUCAUGCCUAUGGAACAGCGUAUCCCGCCCAGACAACGGGCAAUGUGAGCGUACAGAUGCCGAUGCCCAUGCACAUGCCCGGAGCACAGCCACCGAUGCCUGGUAUGCCACCGCAUGUUGCCCCAUAUCCGCCCAUGCCGCAGCCGGGCGUUGCAGCGGCAAACAUGAAUCCACCAUCAUACGACAUGGCCAUGGCCAAUCCCGGGCCGAGUGUUAUGCCCGGCGGCUAUGAGAAGCAAAUGCCCUACAAUCCCAACUAUGCACAAUAAGCAGAGUCUGUCAGUUUUGUCUGGACAGUUGUUAUUUGUUUAUGAUUUCUUGUCGCGUGCAUUUCCGAGCUGUUUACAGCUCACACAUAAAAUACACAAUUCGAUAUAUGCAUACGCUUUAGAAUUGCUUUAAAAUAUUAGCUAUAUCUGUAUUAGAUCAUUAUACACCAUUUGCCGUUGGGGCGUAAUUGGGGUGUCCGAAGCUACCAAAGUGAAGAGCCAUCUAUUUGUAUUCAUUGUAUUCAAAACACAACAACAAUUUCUUAAGUCAUUCACAACUGAAUGUGAUGUAAA